GUACCGCGGGCCGGGGGAAGGGUCGGGGAGGUCGGGAGCGCGCCCGAGAUCCCGGAGCAGCGGCGGCGUCUGUGGUUUCGGGAGCGAGCGGGCCCGGGAGCGGCGCGGGUGGUGGAGGAGGAGCCGGGUACUCGAUUCUCUAACCAUGGCACAGGUAGAGAAACGGGGGGGUUUGCUCCGGAAAUCUUCAGCCUCCAAAAAACCUCUGAAGGAAAAAGUGGUGCUGAUGUAUGAUGAAAUCUUCAUGACAGAGGACCCCAGUAAGUGCAGUCCUCGGUUUUGGGAGGAGCUUUUCCUUAUGAAGGUGAAUUUAGAGUACCUAGAAGGCAAGCUGGAAUCUCUCGAUGGUGAAGAGUUGAUGAAGAUCAAGGACAAUAUUAAUUGUUUAUUUCAACACUGCAUUCAGGCUCUGGGAGAGGAGCAUCCAAUUCGUGUUGUCAAUGCAUUGCAGACCUUGUGUGCACUCAUUCGAGGAGUCCAUCAAAAGAAUAAGUCUACCUCUGGGUUCGACAUUAUCAACAUGCUGAUGGGGUUUGACAAGGCGGAGCUGUGCAUGAAGAACUUGAUGGAGAGUUUGGAUUCAUUGCUUUGUGCAGAAGGUUCUGAAAGUCUGAAGAGUUUAUGUCUGAAACUUCUCCUUUGCUUAGUGACUGUGACAGAUAACAUCAGCCAGAACACUAUCCUGGAGUAUGUAAUGAUCAACAGUAUAUUUGAAGCAAUUUUACAGAUACUCUCUCACCCCCCAAGUCGUAGGGAGCAUGGGUAUGAUGCUGUUGUCCUCCUGGCUUUGCUGGUGAACUACAGAAAAUAUGAGUCUGUGAAUCCUUAUAUUGUGAAACUAUCUAUUGUGGAUGAUGAGGCUACGCUCAAUGGAAUGGGGCUUGUAAUUGCUCAGGCUUUAUCUGAGUACAACAGGCAGUAUAAAGACAAGGAAGAAGAACACCAGAGUGGUUUUUUCUCUGCUUUAACAAAUAUGGUGGGCAGCAUGUUCAUAGCAGAUGCUCAUGAGAAAAUCUCAGUACAAACCAAUGAGGCCAUUCUUCUGGCACUUUAUGAGGCUGUUCAUUUAAAUCGCAACUUCAUCACAGUAUUAGCUCAGAGUCAUCCAGAAAUAGGCUUGGUGACAACGCCUGUCAGUCCUGCUCCAACAACCCCAGUCACCCCACUUGGAACCACACCACCCUCCUCUGAUGUUAUAAGUUCUGUGGAACUCCCACUGGAUGCAGAUGUACAGACCAGUAAUCUGCUGAUAACCUUCUUAAAGUAUAGCUCAAUUGUCAUGCAGGACACCAAAGAUGAACACAGGCUUCACAGUGGCAAACUCUGUCUGAUUAUCCUUACAUGUAUUGCAGAGGAUCAGUAUGCCAAUGCAUUUUUGCAUGAUGACAACAUGAAUUUUCGAGUAAACUUACACAGAAUGCCUAUGAGACACAGGAAGAAAGCAGCAGACAAGAACCUUCCCUGCCGUCCUUUAGUAUGUGCAGUACUGGACCUGAUGGUAGAGUUUAUUGUAACACACAUGAUGAAGGAGUUUCCUAUGGAUCUCUAUGUACGCUGCAUUCAGGUAGUACAUAAACUGCUUUGCUACCAGAAGAAAUGUCGAGUACGCCUGCAUUACACCUGGCGGGAGCUCUGGUCAGCCUUAAUAAAUUUGCUGAAGUUCCUGAUGUCAAAUGAGACUGUACUUUUGGCCAAACACAACAUUUUUACAUUAGCCCUUAUGAUUGUGAACCUAUUUAAUAUGUUUAUUACGUAUGGUGACACAUUCCUGCCAACCCCCAGCAGCUAUGAUGAACUAUACUAUGAGAUUAUCCGUAUGCACCAGAGCUUUGACAACCUCUACUCUAUGGUCCUGAGGCUUUCAACCAAUGCAGGCCAGUGGAAGGAAGCAGCUAGCAAGGUGACCCACGCAUUGGUUAAUAUCAGAGCCAUCAUCAACCAUUUUAACCCCAAAAUUGAGUCCUACGCUGCUGUGAAUCACAUAUCCCAACUGUCAGAGGAGCAGGUGCUGGAGGUGGUGCGAGCCAACUAUGACACGCUCACGCUGAAGUUGCAGGAUGGCCUGGACCAGUAUGAGCGCUACUCGGAGCAGCACAAGGAAGCCGCCUUCUUCAAAGAGUUGGUUCGAUCCAUUAGCACCAACGUUCGGAGAAACCUGGCCUUCCACACACUCAGCCAGGAAGUCCUGCUGAAGGAGUUCUCCACUAUCUCCUGAAGCCACACGUACCUGAGCAGCCACUGACUGCCCUUACUCAUGAGGCUCCUGGGCUGGAGGGGGAGCGAGGGGAGAAGGGCUGCCCCCAAGGUUGGAGAGAAACACAAAUAACUGAGUUCUCUUGGUGAAGGCCACACUUCAGUGGAGCUUGGACAACAGGGGCUAAGAGGGGCAAGCCAGUGAUAAUCUUAUUUGGGGAAGAAUGGGUGGGCACAGGGAGAGGCCUCCAAGAAUGUGGGGACUUCCAGGGUGGGCUCCUGGACACCUGCUCACAUUUCCAAUUGAGAUUACAGGUUGUAGCACUGACUAAUUUUCAGGAGCUGGUGGGGCAGGCCUCAGGAAGCUGCCAACACCCUGAAAGUCGAUGGCUUUUCUUGGCUUCUGAAAACAGAUCAACUCUCAGACAUAGUUGGAUCCACAUUCUGCUUCCUUUGAGCCUGGGGCUGAGCUGGGGUUGAAAUCUGUGUCCCCUGCCACCACUGGCACUCUGUCUAGACAUUAGGGCCCUUAGCUUAGGCUUAGGGUAGAGUAGGAAUGGAGUACCUUUUUUCUAAAUCCAGAGUUGACUCCUCUGGGAAACUAGAGAUUAGAGCCUGCCCAGUGCUCUGCUGUCUAGCCACCACUUUUUGGAUUGUAGUUUUGGCAGCAGGAGUACCUGACAGCUUUCCCCCCUGCCUUCUACCCAUUGACUCAUCAGCACAAUAAGGUCACAGCUUCAGCUUUUCAUUUUUAAUCUGGUUUAAACUGUCUUUAGGGUGUGUGUGAAAUAAACAUUGACAGGUUUUCUGGAGCCCUCAAGGUACCUACUUUGCUGGUUCCCUUUCCAGCAGCUUCCCCACCUCCCUAGCCACCCCCUUCUCUGGGAGCCUCUCCUGCCUCUGCUGAGCUCCCCUCCACGUGUUCCACCCCCUCACCCUGCUGUUGUUUACAUCCAGCCUGCCUGAGAAUUUCCUCUGGGGAGGAAUCUGUUCCUGCUGUGGUGUGGUACCGGGAGGGAGAGAACCUGCUGGGGGCAGGGUGCCCUCCAUCUGAAAGAGACCAAGCGAGCAUUAUGCACAAGGCCUCCAUUCUGUCUACCCAUAUCCUGGCUGGGACUGCAGGCAAAUCUCCUGACCUUUGGGAAGCUGGCCUGUGGUUCCUACUUUGGAUAGCUUCCGUGGGACCACUGUAGGCUUUCCCUACCCCAUAGCUGCCUCUGAAAUACUUGCUGCUCCCAGAUUCUCCCUUUCUAAAGCACUUUCUAAAGCCCUCAGGAUGGCAGGGAGCAAGCAGCAGAAGAAGAAUCUGGGAGUAAGUGUAGGAAUCCAGCAGUGAAAGCAGGUCCGGGACCUCCCUAGCUGCUAUCCAUUUAGCUUCACAUCUCUUUGGGAUACUUGCCCUCCCUGAAAUGAGUUCAACACUGACCAGACAUGCACUAGUUCCAGAGAAUCCACCAACAGGCUGCCAUGUAUGCAUGUAGGUUCUUAAGAGAUCAUGGGUUGGGCCAUCUCUGAUCACUAGAUAUGGACAGCUCAGCCUGGGGCAGUUAGUGUUUUCCACAGUGAUAAACCCCAGAGUAGCUGGAUGUGGAGCUGGUGGCAAGUUGAAGUUAUUAAAAAUCAAUUUGUGUGAGACAGUC
Messenger RNA from Cynocephalus volans (Philippine flying lemur), 3833 nucleotides. It is a transcript of the gene ARMH3, whose product is annotated as armadillo like helical domain containing 3. Gene Ontology annotation, cellular component: cytosol. The transcript has 26 exons. Bases 146 to 2215 code for a protein of 689 amino acids. The record is from RefSeq and is a predicted model, not a curated record. NCBI's taxonomy places the organism in Eukaryota, Metazoa, Chordata, Mammalia, Dermoptera, Cynocephalidae.